Messenger RNA from Strigops habroptila (Kakapo), 798 nucleotides. RefSeq names its product olfactory receptor 14C36-like. The annotation marks the transcript as partial. The transcript has 3 exons. The record is from RefSeq and is a predicted model, not a curated record. Lineage: Eukaryota; Metazoa; Chordata; Aves; Psittaciformes; Psittacidae. Gene Ontology annotation, cellular component: membrane. Gene Ontology annotation, biological process: G protein-coupled receptor signaling pathway. Gene Ontology annotation, molecular function: G protein-coupled receptor activity; olfactory receptor activity.
CUGGGCAUCUCCCUGGCUGCACUCCUGGGCAACGGCCUCAUCAUCAUCACCACAGCCUGCGACCAGCACCUCCACACCCCCAUGUACUUCUUCCUGCUCAACCUCUCCCUCCUGGACCUGGGCGCCAUCUCCACCACUGUCCCCAGAUCAAUGGCCAAUUCCCUCUGGGACACCAGGGCCAUCUCCUACACAGGUUGUGUUGCACACGUCUUCUUCUUUCUCUUUUUUAUUUUAGCAGAGUAUUUUCUUCUCACUGUCAUGUCCUAUGACCGCUACGUGGCCAUCUGCAAGCCCCUGCACUAUGGGACCCUCCUGGGCAGCAGAGCUUGUGUCCUCAUGGCAGCAGCUGCCUGGGGCACUGGGUUUCUCUAUGCUCUGCUGCACACAGCCAAUACAUUUUCACUCCCCCUCUGCCGAGGCAAUGCUGUGGAGCAGUUCUUCUGUGAAAUCCCCCAGAUCCUCAAGCUCUCCUGCUCACACUCCUACCUCAGGGAAGUUGGUCUUGUUGUGGUUGGUGCCUGUUUAUUCUUUGGGUGUUUUGCUUUCAUUGUGGGGUCCUAUGUGCAGAUCUUCAGGGCCGUGCUGAGGAUCCCCUCUGAGCAGGGACGCCACAAAGCCUUUUCCACAUGCUUCCCUCACCUGGCUGUAGUCUCCCUGUUUGUCAGCACUGGCACAUCUGGUUAUGCAGUUCUUUACUCGGUGGUGCUUCCAGCAGUGAACCCCCUCAUCUACAGCCUGAGGAACCAGGAGCUCAGGGAUGCUUUGGUGAUCUCUGGACUGAAGAAACAGAUGAUGUAG